CCUGAGCUGAGCAGCUGAGAGGCAGAAGGGGAGGGAGCUGCUCACUCACACACACUCACACUCACACACUCACACUCACUCACACACAUACACACACACACACACACAUACACAUACACACACACACACACACACAUACACACAGAGUGAGAGGAGAGGAGAGGAGAGAGAGAGGGGAGAGAGAGGACUGUAGAAGGGAAGGCAGUCUCCACGGCUCUGCAGCUUCUGACAAGACGGCCCCAGAAACAGGAUGUUAAUGCUUGACGGAAUGCCUGCAGUCCGAGUCAAAGCUGAGCCCCUGGAAUCGGAACAAGGGUCGCCCAAAGUGCGCCGUUACCCUGCGAUGGAUGGCGUCCCCCUCCUCCUCAGCAGAGUUAAACCUGAACCUCCAGAAGACCUGCUCGCUCAUGACCCGCACUUCCACACGCAGACCGAGCCCGUCGACCUGUCAAUCAACAAACCCCGCCCUUCCUCUUCAUCCACCACAACCACCUCAUCCUCCCCUCUCAGAUCCGCUUUCUCUCCAUCUUCUUUAUCGUCGUCGUCGUCCUCCUCCUCAUCUCCGUCGGUCAUCACGUCAGCAUCAUCGGUGCUCACGCCAGGCCCCCUGGUUGCCCCCGGCGCUGGGGUGAGAGGUCAGCAGUAUUUGCACAUCCUGCACUCUGUGCCGCCCCCGCCAUCCAGCCCUCUGAGCCUGCAGGGAGCUGGGAAGCUGGCCAGCCAUGUUCACCGCAUCCCAGUUGUGGUACAGUCGCUUCCCCUCAUGUACACCACUGCCGUUCGAUCACCCUCCAGCCUCAACAACGCCAUCAUGCUACCUCUGCUGGACGAAGCCAAGUGCCACGGCAAAGCGCACACAGACCCCAACGGCCUGUCGCCAAGGCAGAUCAAAAGUGACAGCGAUGACGACGACCUGCCAAACGUGACCUUGGACAGUGUUAAUGAGACUGGCUCCACUGCGCUGUCUAUAGCCCGCGCCGUACAAGACUCCAUGUCCCCGUUCAGUAUUGACAGCAUACGGCGCCCCAGGAGGUCAGAGUCUCCAGACUCCAAAAAGCGACGAAUCCACAGGUGUGACUUUGAAGGCUGCAAUAAAGUGUACACCAAGAGCUCCCAUCUAAAAGCACACCGGAGGACGCAUACAGGGGAAAAGCCAUACAAAUGCACCUGGGACGGCUGCACGUGGAAGUUUGCCCGUUCUGACGAGCUGACACGGCAUUACAGGAAACACACGGGGGUCAAACCCUUCAAGUGUGCAGACUGUGACCGCAGUUUCUCCAGGUCCGACCACUUGGCCCUGCAUCGGCGGAGACACAUGCUGGUCUGAACCGGACGAAGGGAAAGAGAGAGAGAGAGAGAGAAAGAGAGAUGGAACACACAGAUGGAAUAGACAUACAUAUACACAGGCAGCCGGGGGAGCAGGGUCUCCCUCUGAAUGUGGUUCAGCUGGCCUGGACACACACACACAUACACACACACUCACACACACAUACACACAAGCACAUACAUGCACACAUUACACACACCCACACACACUCUCAUCUGUUGCAAUGAGAGAGGAGGGAGAGGUGCACAGAGCUUAUUGAGCACAAAACAGGGUCACUUCUGGAUGCUCACGGGGUUGGAAGGAAGAGACGGCAGGAUCUUUUAUUGUCGUUGUUGUAUGGAGUAUAAUGGAGAUCUGUCUUUUACAGCACUGUUGCUAAAUGUUUCACUUAGAUUUUUAAGAUGGACUCGUACUCUUCAUUUGGACAAAAA
Molecule: messenger RNA, 1758 nt
Organism: Myripristis murdjan (pinecone soldierfish)
Lineage: Eukaryota; Metazoa; Chordata; Actinopteri; Holocentriformes; Holocentridae
Gene: klf12b
Product: Kruppel like factor 12b
Exons: 6
Coding region: 251-1327 (358 amino acids)
Biological process (GO): regulation of transcription by RNA polymerase II
Molecular function (GO): DNA-binding transcription factor activity, RNA polymerase II-specific; RNA polymerase II cis-regulatory region sequence-specific DNA binding
Source: RefSeq, a predicted model, not a curated record